AUGGGAGCAAGGUAUGUUGCUACAUUUACAACGUUUUUUUAGAACGGGAUGAAGCAGAGUAGAGAUGUGGUGCUAACAUGGAUAACUCAGUUGUAAAGAUCAAAAGACUGCCUUGGCUAUAUGCCUUCAGAGGUCACCCUGUGUGUUAAUACAGCGAAACACUCCGAAGGAGUGCUUGACAAAUCCAGAACUAAAGAAAGAUCUUCCCGAGUUGUGCAAGGCCAACUUUAGAGCCUUCAUGGACUGCAAGAACGGGAUAUUUGACAUGAGGAAAAGAAUGAAAGGCAAUGCACCGUUGUCGACUGGGAAAUUUGACGAGCAGUACGAGAACCUAAGUAGUGGUAAUUUCGAUCCAGUAGAAGAGGUGAGGAAAUUGGAGGUCUUGAAUAGAAAUCUUUCGAAACAGCAGCAGUUGAAAGAGGAGAAGGAGAAGCAGCGGUUGAAUAGCGAAAGCCUGUGA
Lodderomyces beijingensis is the source of this 460-nucleotide messenger RNA. Lineage: Eukaryota; Fungi; Ascomycota; Pichiomycetes; Serinales; Debaryomycetaceae. The record is from the annotation of a GenBank genome assembly.